Messenger RNA from Trichoplax adhaerens, 537 nucleotides. RefSeq lists its product as uncharacterized. The record is from RefSeq and is a predicted model, not a curated record. NCBI's taxonomy places the organism in Eukaryota, Metazoa, Placozoa, Uniplacotomia, Trichoplacea, Trichoplacidae. The transcript has 4 exons. The coding region runs from base 1 to 537 and encodes 178 amino acids. Gene Ontology annotation, molecular function: protein binding.
AUGGAUAAAAUCAAACUUGCUAAUGAUCAUAAGGAUACCGGCAAUGAUGCUUUUAAGAACGGCGAUUUCAUUAGCGCAAUUCGAUCUUACCACCAUGCUCUACUCUGUGUUAAAGGCAUCUUAUCCAAGUCUACCAUGAAAGAGCUAGGAAUGUUAGUCGGUGAUAACGCUGCGCAACAUAGAGCCAAUUCCAAGGAAGAACAGAUCAAAGAGGAAGCUCAAUCGAUCAAAUUAAGUCUUCAUAACAACUUAGCAGUUUGUCUAAUUAAGCAAAAUAAAUGGGAGAGAGCUAUUUCUCAUUGCGACGAGGCGUUGAUGCUGGAAUCGAAUAAUUGUAAAGCGAUAUAUAGGAGAGGUCUGGCAUAUUUAGAAAUAGGAAAUAUAGACAAAGCCGGAAAAGACUUACGAAAAGCAUCUGCGCUGCAACCGCAUGAUCAUAAUAUACAGAAAGCUUUAUCAAGGCUAGGGAACAAGGAAAAAGUGGGCGAACAGGUUGAAAGACGGAUGUAUGCAGCUAUGUUUGGUAACAAAACAUAA